This is a messenger RNA of Oppiella nova, 1011 nucleotides long. The record is from the annotation of a GenBank genome assembly. Lineage: Eukaryota; Metazoa; Arthropoda; Arachnida; Sarcoptiformes; Oppiidae.
AAAGCCAUUUUCCAGAAGAAGCCUCUGAUUGGCGUUCAGGGCGACAGCCGUCUGUUUGCAGUGGACUUCUUGGAAGGACGUCCGGCGCGCGGACAGUACUCCGUUUCGAUUUCCGUUUCGAAAAGCGAUUCGCGUUUUGUUUCGAAUUUCGCGCAAAUCCUAAAAGUCGUGGUUUUGACGGAAGUUUCCGUCGAUUUCGGGGAAAUCGCGGUUCUCUUCGGAGACACCGGCGGAACCGCCAAACAGCACCGACUGGAGUUCCCGAAGACGCUGUCGGAGGUCUUGGACGCCGACUCUCAGCAAAGGAUUGUCUUUCGCUUCGCUCUGAAGGACGCGAAGAGCGCCUCAAAGGAGCCAAUGAGCGCUCACCAGACGUUCGUUCGGUUCGCGAACUCCCGUUCGGCACAAGAAGUGGUUUUUGUGGCGGAAAUGGAUUCCGAACUCAAUUUCAAACUCGAUCUCAAUCUCCACUCGAAAGCCAAGGAUUUCCGGCAUUUGAGCGGCGAAUACGAGAUCUCGCUUCUGAUUGGCGAUCCCGUCAUCCAAAACCCCAUCCAUUGGUCGGUCGCCAGAGUUAGGCUCCACUUCGCCGGCGACCAAUCGGAGCGCGAGGCGCCCAAAGACGCGUUCGGCGCCAAACCCGAGAUCCGCCACGAGUUCCGCGCGCACGAGAAGAGGCCGGCGCCCGUCGUGUCGAACGCCUUCUCCGUCCUCGCGCUCCUCCCACUCGCACUGCUCUUCGCUCUCGUGAGUGCACCCAUUGGCCAAUCAGUGUCUGACUCUUCCCUCUCUCCUCCGCAGUGGCUGCGAUUGGGCGUAAACUUCGGGCGCUUUUCGCUCUCACUUUCGGCGCUCGUAUUCCACUCCUCAUUGGCCGCCAUUUUCCUUCUCUACGGCCUCUUCUUCUACACCUUAAAUAUGUUCGAAACGUGCAAAUACUUGACUCCCGUCGCGGCCCUCGCUUUCCUCGCGGGACACCAGUUGUUGGCGCGACUGAACCGAGUCAAGUGA